UCGUUUACCGCUGACCAUAUCCUGCAUCCCAAACCCAAACCCACUCUUCUCUCUAGAGAGAGAAAAAACCUCUCUUUUCCCACCAUCAAGAUCUCCGAUCAUGUCGCCAUUCACCCUACUCCUCCUAAUCUUCACCAUUUCUUCACUAUUCAAUCACCCUCCUGUAUCAUCCUCAUCACCACCCUAUUUUUCUCCGGUCAACCAUGAUCCAACCCCCAUCAUUCUCCGCCCAUCACCCGCCGGCAACAACCGCCACACAAUGUUUCUUCCUCUUUUCCCCUCUCCCCUUAACUCUUCUCGGAUCUCCGCCGAUUCCAAAUCUCGCCGUCAACUCCAGAAAUCCGACACUCAUCGUUCUAAUGCUCGCAUGGCUCUUCAUGACGAUCUCCUCCUCAACGGGUAUUACACCACGCGACUGUGGAUUGGAUCACCGCCACAGAGAUUUGCCCUAAUUGUUGACACUGGGAGUACUGUUACCUAUGUUCCUUGUUCUACCUGUGAACAAUGUGGCAAGCAUCAGGACCCGAGGUUUGACCCGGAGUUAUCAGACACCUACAAGCCUGUUAAAUGCAAUAUCGAUUGCACUUGUGACAAUAACAGGGAACAAUGCAUCUACGAAAGGCAAUAUGCCGAAAUGAGUUCCAGCAGUGGUGUUCUUGGUGACGAUAUCGUAUCUUUUGGCAACCAAAGCGAUCUGCCACCUCAGCGUGCUGUUUUCGGGUGUGAAAAUAGGGAAACUGGUGAUCUGUACAGUCAGCAUGCUGAUGGAAUAAUGGGGUUGGGCCGUGGUGAUUUGAGUAUAGUCGAUCAACUUGUUGAAAGUGGUGUUAUAAGCGAUUCGUUUUCGUUGUGUUACGGUGGAAUGGAUGUUGGUGGCGGUGCUAUGGUUCUUGGUGGAAUCUCUCCUCCUAAAGAGAUGGUGUAUUCUCAUUCGGACCCCGUUCGCAGCCCAUAUUACAAUAUUGAGUUGAAGGAAAUACAUGUUGCGGGGAAGCGGUUGCCGUUAAGCUCAAGUGUUUUUGAUGGAAAGCAUGGGACGGUUCUAGACAGCGGUACAACUUAUGCUUACCUGCCUGAAGCUGCCUUUGUGGCGUUUAAGGAUGCUGUCAUGAAAGAAGUCAUUGGUCUCCAUCAGAUUAAAGGUCCCGAUCCAAGUUAUAAUGAUAUUUGCUUCGCGGGUGCUGGAAGUGACGUUUCACAACUCUCAAAAACCUUCCCUACUGUUGAAAUGGUUUUCGGGAAGGGACAAAAGUUGUCACUCUCUCCGGAGAACUACUUGUUCAGGCACGCAAAGGUUAGUGGAGCAUAUUGCUUGGGGGUUUUUCAGAACGCAAAUGAUCCAACCACUCUUUUAGGAGGCAUUAUUGUUCGUAACACAUUUGUCAUGUAUGACCGUGAACAUGAAAAGAUUGGAUUUUGGAAAACUAACUGUUCUCAUGUAUGGGAAACACUUCAUGUUUCUGGAGCGGCCCCACAGGCCUCUCCUCCAUCAGAUGGAUCAAAGACCGCUGCCGAUAUCUCUCCUUCUUUGCCUCCAAUGAUGCCCCCACAAUAUAUCCUUCCAGGAGAAACAGAAAUCGGAAGUAUUACAUUUUAUUUGUCAGUGUCUCUUAACGACACUGAUGACGAUGUGAAGUCGCAAAUCACCGAGCUUGCUCCACUAAUUGCUCAGGAGUUGCAUGUUAACAGUUCACAGGUUCACUUGCUGAAUUAUACAUCUGAAGGAAAUGAUUAUGUUACUGAAUGGUCCAUUACUCCACCCAAUUCUGCUUACUUUAUAUCUAAAGCAAAUGCAUCGAACAUUAUUUCUCGAAUAGCUGAAAAUGACAUACACCUUCCCGAGUCAUACGGAAAAUAUCAGCUAUCCAAUUGGCAAAUUCACCCCCCAACAAAAAGAAGCUGGUGGCAGAAAAGUUAUUUGGUUGCAGCGGUAGCGUCAAUGUUAGCGUUACUGGUAGCAUUAUCAGGUGUGGGAAUAUGGUGGUUUUUGAGACGAAAGCAACAAUCAAGUUUACAAUAUAAGCCGGUGGACUCCAUGGUUGUGCCUGAGCAAGAACUUCAGCCACUGUGAUUUCUAGUAUAAAUCCAUUGGUGCCACAAUGUGUGGUCAUGAUUUAUUGAGCCGUUGUGAUGGAUGGAUUUUAGUGCAAAUGUACACACCAACCUGAACUAUUUUAUGUUCAGGUAAAAACAUACAGAAGAUCUUUUAUGCAUUGUUUAUAAAGGGAAAAGUUCACAUCUUACAGUAGUUGUCUUGAGACAUAAUUUGUAUGUGUACAACAUUUUUAGGUCAAACUUUAAGCCAAAGUUCACAGUUUUUUUUUUUUUUUUUGGUGUUUAUGUUAACAGGGUUCUUAAUUGUUUGAAUUUGAUU
This is a messenger RNA of Helianthus annuus (common sunflower), 2374 nucleotides long. RefSeq names its product aspartic proteinase-like protein 2. The record is from RefSeq and is a predicted model, not a curated record. Gene Ontology annotation, biological process: proteolysis. The coding region runs from base 101 to 2071 and encodes 656 amino acids. Lineage: Eukaryota; Viridiplantae; Streptophyta; Magnoliopsida; Asterales; Asteraceae. Gene Ontology annotation, molecular function: aspartic-type endopeptidase activity. The transcript has 11 exons.